CUUCAAUUUUUGCAAAAUUGACUUUGCAUUCUCUCAAGGGUUUUCAUCGUCCCCAAACUUUUUUAACCUAAAUUCCGGCCGAUCAAACCACCAUGUCGUCGACGAAGAUGAUCGUUUUGAAGAGUUCCGACGGAGAAACCUUCGAGGUCGAAGAAGCGGUGGCGUUGGAGUCACAAACGAUCAAACAUAUGAUCGAAGACGACUGCGCCGACACCAGCAUCCCGCUACCAAACGUCACAAGCAAGAUCCUAUCGAAGGUUAUCGAGUACUGCAAGAAGCAUGUGGAGACACCGAAGACCGAUGAUAAGACAGCUGAAGAGGAUCUGAAAUCGUUUGAUUCCGAGUUUGUUAAAGUGGAUCAAGGGACUCUCUUCGAUCUGAUAUUGGCUGCAAACUAUCUGAACAUCAAGAGCUUAUUGGAUUUGACUUGUCAAACGGUUGCUGAUAUGAUCAAGGGGAAGACUCCAGAAGAGAUUCGCAAGACUUUCAACAUCAAAAAUGACUUCACUCCAGAGGAGGAAGAGGAAGUGCGCAGGGAGAAUGCAUGGGCAUUUGAAAAAUGA
Lactuca saligna is the source of this 563-nucleotide messenger RNA. The record is from the annotation of a GenBank genome assembly. Lineage: Eukaryota; Viridiplantae; Streptophyta; Magnoliopsida; Asterales; Asteraceae.